GGCGCCAUUGACACACUUGGGAAAAGGCUCAGCGCGCCCUGGGGAUGAGAACGUCCGAUGCACCAGAAACUGGUUCUCAGCCUUACUGAGAAACAAGGGCUUUGAGCUGCUGUGCUCCGAUGUGAGCAGUAGAGCCCCGCAAGGAGACUGUGAGGUGGAGAGGAAGAUCGGGGUUCUGGGACUCCUCCGAGACACCAGCGAGCUUCUCAGCGGUGCAGGUCACCAGCUCCCGGGCUAACAGGCCGGGCGCUGCUGGGCCCCUGCGCCUGCCCGUAGAGGCUCCGCCCCGUGACGCGGGCCCCGCCCCCUGCGCCCGCUUCCAAGAUGGCGGCGGCAAUACCUGCCCGGUUGUCCGAGCGGCGGUGACGACGGGGAGCAGACCAGGUCACUGGUUCUCCUUGAUCACGUCUGUCCCCGCUGGUCCCACACUGGCUGUUGGAAUGUUCUUUUCUGUCUUCUGUGGCAGUUCCAAUUUUAGAUAAUGCCUCCCCUCUCUGCUCCCCGGGGACCUCCUGGAGCCCCCAUGAUCCGGAAGAAGACAGCUUGAACACAGAAAUCUCUUGACUCUUUCCCUAGCCCUCAAGUCAGGAUGUUGCGGAGGCUACUGGAGAGGCCAUGCACACUGGCCCUGCUUGUGGGCUCCCAGCUGGCGGUUAUGAUGUAUCUGUCACUUGGGGGCUUCCGAAGCCUUAGUGCCCUAUUUGGUCGAGAUCAGGGCCCAACGUUUGAUUAUUCUCAUCCCCGCGAUGUCUAUAGUAACCUCAGUCACCUGCCUGGAGCCCCUGUCGCGGCGGGGGCUCCUCCAGCUCAAGCUCUGCCUUACUGUCCAGAAAGAUCUCCUUUCUUAGUGGGUCCUGUGUCAGUAUCCUUCAGCCCAGUGCCAUCACUAGCAGAGAUUGUGGAGCGGAACCCCCGGGUGGAACCAGGGGGCCGGUACCGUCCUGCAGAAUGUGAGCCGCGCUCCCGAACGGCCAUAAUUGUGCCCCAUCGUGCCAGGGAGCACCAUCUGCGUCUGCUGCUCUACCACCUGCACCCCUUCCUACAGCGCCAACAGCUUGCCUAUGGCAUCUAUGUCAUCCACCAGGCUGGAAAUGGAACGUUUAACAGGGCAAAGCUACUGAAUGUUGGGGUGCGGGAAGCCCUGCGCGAUGAAGAAUGGGACUGCUUGUUCUUACAUGACGUGGACCUCCUUCCAGAAAAUGAUCAUAACCUGUAUGUGUGCGACCCCCGGGGACCCCGCCAUGUUGCUGUUGCCAUGAACAAGUUUGGAUACAGCCUCCCGUACCCCCAGUACUUUGGUGGGGUUUCGGCGCUCACUCCUGACCAGUACCUGAAGAUGAACGGCUUCCCCAAUGAAUAUUGGGGCUGGGGUGGUGAGGAUGAUGACAUUGCUACCAGGGUACGUCUGGCUGGGAUGAAGAUCUCUCGACCACCCACCUCUGUGGGACACUAUAAGAUGGUGAAGCACAGAGGGGACAAAGGCAACGAGGAAAAUCCCCACAGAUUUGACCUCCUGGUCCGCACCCAGAAUUCUUGGACACAAGAUGGAAUGAACUCACUGACAUACCAGUUGCUGGCUAGAGAGCUGGGUCCUCUCUAUACCAACAUCACUGCAGACAUUGGGACUGACCCUCGGGGUCCUCGGUCCUCUGGUCCCCGAUAUCCACCGGGCUCCUCCCAGGCCUUCCGACAAGAGAUGCUGCAACGCCGGCCCCCAGUUAGGCCUGGCCCUCUGCCUACUGCCAACCACACAGCUCCCCACGGUUCACACUGACUCUUCUUUGCCCACUUUAAUCAUGAAACUGAAACAGAGGGAUUGUGCUCCCCACACCCUCUGCUCCACACUGCUUUCGGAGGGAUGUGAGGGGACUAAACUCUAGUGCUGGGCUGGGGGCAGGGACCUCUCCUCACUGCUAGACUGGAGCUGGGCUCCUCUAGACCUGGAGGUUCCUCUUUCUAGGGGCCACCUAUCAGGGCUUAUGACUGUGAAUCCUUGUCAUUUUAUGUGACGAAUCCUGGGAGUCCCCUGCCCCCGGGGUAGGAGCAGGGCUGGACCCCAAGCCUCUUCCUCGUCCAUGGACGUCACUCUUUUCCAAGAGUGACCUGGCUUCUCCUGGGACCUCUGUGAAUAUUUAUUCUAUUUAUGGUUCCCAAGAAGCUGUCUGGUGGAGGAAGCCCCUUCCAGGGCAUUUCCUGCCUGUGCUGGAGUAGCUCCUCUGGUCUUGGCCCAGGGGGCUAGGAUUUUGAUAUCUUUUCUAAUAAAGGACUUUGUCUCAUC
Molecule: messenger RNA, 2278 nt
Organism: Microtus oregoni (creeping vole)
Lineage: Eukaryota; Metazoa; Chordata; Mammalia; Rodentia; Cricetidae
Product: beta-1,4-galactosyltransferase 3
Exons: 8
Coding region: 590-1774 (394 amino acids)
Biological process (GO): galactosylceramide biosynthetic process; carbohydrate metabolic process
Molecular function (GO): glycosyltransferase activity
Source: RefSeq, a predicted model, not a curated record